Molecule: messenger RNA, 1524 nt
Organism: Pteronotus mesoamericanus
Lineage: Eukaryota; Metazoa; Chordata; Mammalia; Chiroptera; Mormoopidae
Gene: MOB2
Product: MOB kinase activator 2
Exons: 5
Coding region: 93-800 (235 amino acids)
Biological process (GO): positive regulation of protein phosphorylation; signal transduction
Cellular component (GO): cytoplasm; nucleus
Molecular function (GO): protein kinase activator activity
Source: RefSeq, a predicted model, not a curated record
GUGCGAGCGAGUGUUUACUUCCGGCCUCCGCCGCCGCCGCGGGCUGAGGGCCGAGCGUGUCGGGCGGCGGGCGCGGCGGGUCCCGCGCAGCCAUGGACUGGCUCAUGGGGAAGUCCAAAGCGAAGCCCAACGGGAAGAAGCCGGCGGCGGAGGAGAAGAAGGCAUAUCUGGAGCCGGAGCACGCCAAGUCCCGGAUCACCGACUGCGAGUUCAAGGAGCUGGUGGCGCUGCCCCGCGAGAUCGACCUCAACGAGUGGCUGGCCAGCAACACCACCACGUUCUUCCACCACGUGAACCUGCAGUACAGCACCAUCUCGGAGUUCUGCACGGGGGAGGCGUGCCAGACCAUGGCCGUGUGCAACACACAGUACUACUGGUACGACGAGCGGGGGAAGAAGGUCAAGUGCACGGCCCCCCAGUAUGUCGACUUUGUCAUGAGUUCUGUGCAGAAGCUGGUGACCGAUGAGGACGUGUUCCCCACGAAGUACGGCCGCGAGUUCCCCAGCUCCUUCGAGUCGCUGGUGAAGAAGAUCUGCAGGUACCUGUUCCACGUGCUGGCGCACAUCUACUCGUCCCACUUCAAGGAGACCCUGGCCCUCGAGCUGCACGGACACUUGAACACACUCUACGUCCACUUCAUCCUCUUCGCCAGGGAGUUCAACCUGCUGGAUCCCAAAGAGACCGCCGUCAUGGACGACCUCACGGAGGUGCUGUGCAGCGGCGGGGGCCGCGGCGGGGCCGGCGGGGAGGGGGCCGGCGGCGGGGGCACAGGGGCACAGAACCACGUGAAGGAGAGGUGAGCCGGACAGUCGGACAGGCGUGCACGUGUGCAGAGACGGUGGCCCGUGUGCCUGCGUGUGUCCGCCUGCGUGCGCCCACGUGCCGGGCACACUCACGGGAGGCCUGAGCGGCAACGCUGCCCAGGCCGGGCUACGUGGAGUGUGGGCCUGGAGCCGGUGGCCACCUGCCCCCCCCACCCCCGCGCCCCGUCCCUGCCGGACGGACAAGUGCCGCUUGUCGGGAAGCACCGGGACUUCUGCCUUCGCUCAGCGCGCCUCACGGGACUGCUGCUCCGCCCCCCAGCCGCGGGUUCCUCUCUCUGGUCUUCUGUGUGCCCGGCCCCGCCGCCCACGGGGGCCCUGCGUGCGCUCAUUCUGAGAGAAAUCGCUCGUGCGUGGGACGGGCUCGUGCCGGGCCGUGGGCCCUGCCGGUCUCCUCCUGUGUCGGGGCCGGGUCCCGUCAGACCCUCCCGUCCCUCCCUCUGCUGCCCCGGCCGUGCCUGGGUCUUCGCUGUCGGCGGCUCGGCGUAGGGGCAGGGGGGCGGCCGGUGGCGCCCUAUAGUGGCUCCCAGCCCAUGUCCCCUCCCUCCUGUCCCCGCUGCCAGGAGGGGCCUGCGGACUGGCUGCGCGUGGGCCGAGGCCGGAUGUGGGCCGCCUCCCGUGCGGGGACGCAGCUUUGGGCAGAAGGCCCGGCCCCGCGCGCUCUGCUCGCCUGUUCGGUCGAAUAAAAAGAUUCUCUCAGGUC